AGGUACAUAAAACCCCUAGGCCCUAUUCAGAUUUUCUUUACCAGUUAGCAGCUUUCAUUGUGAAACAUCAGAGUCCCUUUAGACAGCUUUUUGUUUGUUUGAGACAGAGUCUCGGUUUGUCACCCAGGCUGAAGUGCAGUGGCGCCAUCUUGGCUCACUGCAACCCCUGCCUUCUGGGUUCAAGUGAUUCUCAAGCCUCAGCCUCCUGAGUAGCUGGAGUUACAGGCUCCCACCACCAGGUCCGGCUAAUUUUUUAUACUUUUAGUAGAGAUGGGGUUUCGCCGUGUUGGCCAGGCUCAUCUGGAACUCCUGACCGCAAGUGAUCUGCCUGCCUCAGCCUCCCAGAGUGCUGGGAUUAUAGGCAUGAGCCACCGCGCCCAGCCCCUUCAGACAGCUUUUACAUAAACAAUUGGAUACACCAGGAACCCCAGUCAUCCCUUGUGCUGUGGAUGCAUCCUGGUUCCCUGAAAGAGGCAGCAUGAUGGUACCCAUGUUUCAUAGCAGUGUAUUGCAAACUCUAGUGUGCAUCCAAGUCUCGUUAAAAUGCAAUUUCUGUAUAGGAUUCAGUAGGUCUAGGAGGGGUACUGGGAUUCUGCAUUUCUAACAAACUCCAACGUGAUGCCAGUGCUGCUGGUCUGUGAACCACUGUUGAAUAGCAAGGUUCUAGAAGAAGGUCUUAUUCAGGCUUUUCAUGUGGGAAAUCUGGGCUUGCCUAGUAUGGAUAUAUAUUUUUUAUUCAUAUUCCACCCACCUAACUUUGAAGAAGAAAGAUGCCUAUUUCUUUUCCCCACAAUUCCUUUCUUCCACUCCCUGCCCUAUCCCUUCCUCCCCUUCUUGAACAGAGGCUGCUUAGCUUAGCAGUGGCAGGAGUCCCUCUGAGGAUUUGAUUUUUAAAAACCAUUGAAGAGGUGUAAAGGACCCUGCUUGCUGAAAGGAAAAGGAAGAGUGACUGGGCCUCCCCCAGGUCAUCCCUGUCCUGAGCAGGCACCUGGGAACAAUUAACUGGCAUAGUCUCCAGAGAAUGACCCAGGUAAAGUCAUGAAGCUGAGCCCCAAAGCAGAAGAAGUAGCUACGUUCUUUGCAAAAAUGCUCGACCAUGAAUAUACUACUAAGGAAAUAUUUAGGAAAAAUUUCUUUAAAGACUGGAGAAAGGAAAUGACUAAUGAAGAGAAGAAUAUUAUCACCAACCUCAGCAAAUGUGAUUUUACUCAGAUGAGCCAGUAUUUCAAAGCCCAGUCGGAAGCUCGGAAACAGAUGAGCAAGGAAGAGAAACUGAAAAUCAAAGAGGAGAAUGAAAAAUUACUGAAAGAAUAUGGCUUCUGUAUUAUGGAUAACCACAAAGAGAGGAUUGCUAACUUCAAGAUAGAGCCUCCUGGGCUUUUCCGUGGCCGGGGCAACCACCCCAAGAUGGGCAUGCUGAAGAGACGAAUCAUGCCUGAGGAUAUAAUCAUCAACUGUAGCAAAGAUGCCAAGGUUCCUGCUCCUCCUCCAGGACAUAAGUGGAAAGAGGUUCGACAUGAUAACAAGGUUACUUGGCUGGUUUCCUGGACAGAGAACAUCCAAGGUUCCAUUAAAUACAUCAUGCUUAACCCUAGUUCACGAAUCAAGGGUGAGAAGGACUGGCAGAAAUACGAGACUGCUCGGCGGCUGAAAAAAUGUGUGGACAAGAUCCGGAACCAGUAUCGAGAAGACUGGAAGUCCAAAGAGAUGAAAGUCCGGCAGAGAGCUGUAGCCCUGUACUUCAUCGACAAGCUUGCUUUGAGAGCAGGCAAUGAAAAGGAGGAAGGAGAAACAGCGGACACUGUGGGUUGCUGCUCACUUCGUGUGGAGCACAUCAAUCUACACCCAGAGCUGGAUGGUCAGGAAUAUGUGGUAGAGUUUGACUUCCUCGGGAAGGACUCCAUCAGAUACUAUAACAAGGUCCCUGUUGAGAAACGAGUUUUUAAGAACCUACAACUAUUUAUGGAGAACAAGCAGCCUGAGGAUGAUCUUUUUGAUAGACUCAAUACUGGUAUUCUGAAUAAGCAUCUUCAGGAUCUCAUGGAGGGCUUGACAGCCAAGGUAUUCCGUACAUACAACGCCUCCAUCACGCUACAGCAGCAGCUAAAAGAACUCACAGCCCCGGAUGAGAACAUCCCAGCGAAGAUCCUUUCUUAUAACCGUGCUAAUCGAGCUGUUGCAAUUCUUUGUAACCAUCAGAGGGCACCACCAAAAACUUUUGAGAAGUCUAUGAUGAACUUACAAUCUAAGAUUGAUGCCAAGAAGGAACAGCUAGCAGAUGCCCGGAGAGACCUGAAAAGUGCUAAGGCUGAUGCCAAGGUCAUGAAGGAUGCAAAGACCAAGAAGGUAGUAGAGUCAAAGAAGAAGGCUGUGCAGAGACUGGAGGAACAGUUGAUGAAGCUGGAAGUUCAAGCCACAGACCGAGAGGAAAAUAAACAGAUUGCCUUGGGAACCUCCAAACUCAAUUAUCUGGACCCUAGGAUCACAGUGGCUUGGUGCAAGAAGUGGGGCGUCCCAAUUGAGAAGAUUUACAACAAAACCCAGCGGGAAAAGUUUGCCUGGGCCAUUGACAUGGCUGAUGAAGACUACGAGUUUUAGCCAGUCUCAAGAGGCAGGGUUCUGUGAAAAGGAACAGUGUGGUUUGGGAAAGAUGGAUAAACUGAGCCUCGCUUGCCCUCGUGCCUGGGGGAGAGAGGCAGCAAGUCUUAACAAACCAACAUCUUUGCAAAAAGAUAAACCUGGAGAUAUUAUAAGGGAGAGCUGAGCCAGUUGUCCUAUGGACAACUUAUUUAAAAAUAUUUCAGAUAUCAAAAUUCUAGCUGUAUGAUUUGUUUUGAAUUUUGUUUUUAUUUUCAAGAGGGCAAGUGGAUGGGAAUUUGUCAGCGUUCUACCAGGCAAAUUCACUGUUUCACUGAAAUGUUUGGAUUCUCUUAGCUACUGUAUGCAAAGUCCGAUUAUAUUGGUGCGUUUUUACAGUUAGGGUUUUGCAAUAACUUCUAUAUUUUAAUAGAAAUAAAUUCCUAAACUCCCUCCCUUCUCCCCCAUUUCAGGAAUUUAAAAUUAAGUAGAACAAAAAACCCAGCGCACCUGUUAGAGACGUCACUCUCUAUUGUCAUGGGGAUCAAUUUUCAUUAAACUUGAAGCAGUUGUGGCUUUGGCAGUGUUUUGGUUCAGACACCUGUUCACAGAAAAGCAUGAUGGGAAAAUAUUUCCUGACUUGAGUGUUCCUUUUUAAAUGUGAAUUUUUAUUUUUAAUUAUUUUAAAAUAUUUAAACCUUUUUCUUGAUCUUAAAGAUCGUGUAGAUUGGGGUUGGGGAGGGAUGAAGGGCGAGUGAGUCUAAGGAUAAUGAAAUAAUCAGUGACUGAAACCAUUUUCCCAUCAUCCUUUGUUCUGAGCAUUCGCUGUACCCUUUAAGAUAUCCAUCUUUUUGUUUUUAACCCUAAUCUUUCACUUGAAAGAUUUUAUUGUAUAAAAAGUUCCACAGGUCAAUAAAUUUAGAGGAAAAUGAGUAUUUGGUCCAAAAAAGAAAAAUAAUCAAGAUUUUAGGGCUUUUAUUUUUUCUUUUGUAAUUGUGUAAAAAAUGGAAAAAAAAAACAUAAAAAGCAGAAUUUUAAUGUGAAGACAUUUUUUGCUAUAAUCAUUAGUUUUAGAGGCAUUGUUAGUUUAGUGUGUGUGCAGAGUCCAUUUCCCACAUCUUUCCUCAAGUAUCUUCUAUUUUUAUCAUGAAUUCCCUUUUAAUCAACUGUAGGUUAUUUAAAAUAAAUUCCUACAACUUAACGGAAA
Molecule: messenger RNA, 3784 nt
Organism: Piliocolobus tephrosceles (Ugandan red Colobus)
Lineage: Eukaryota; Metazoa; Chordata; Mammalia; Primates; Cercopithecidae
Gene: TOP1
Product: DNA topoisomerase I
Exons: 13
Coding region: 1039-2598 (519 amino acids)
Biological process (GO): chromosome segregation; DNA topological change; DNA replication
Cellular component (GO): nucleolus; chromosome
Molecular function (GO): DNA binding; DNA topoisomerase type I (single strand cut, ATP-independent) activity
Source: RefSeq, a predicted model, not a curated record